AUGCCCAAAUCGAUCGUCACGCGUGGCAUGUACGUCGCGUUCUUCUUCUUGGCCGCGGUGGCCAUGUACAUCCUCAACUUCUGGUCCUACAAGCUCCUCAGCUUCGUUCCCGUACUCGACAAGGUCUGCCAACACGACGACCAAUGGUGUGUCGGCGUGCUGGCCACAGCCAGAGUCUGCUUCGGCAUGGCGGUGUUCCACGGGUUGAUGGCGCUGCUGAUGAUCAGGGUCAAGAACAGCUCCGACUUCCGCGCGGGAAUCCAGGACGGGUGGUGGCUCUUCAAGCUGGUCGGGAUCGUGGGCAUCACCGUGGCCGCCUUCUUCAUUCCCAACGAGUUCUUCGUCGUCUUCGGUUGGAUCGCUCUGUUCGGCGCCGGCGGCUUCAUCAUCAUCCAGCUCGUCUACCUGAUCGAGUUUGCCUACACCUGGGCGGAGAAUUGGCUGAACAAGUUUGAGGGCGAGGCCGGCGAGGAGAACAGGAGCUACUACUGGCUGCUGCUCAUCGCCACCGCUGUGCUCUACGCAGUCGCGCUCACCGGCACCAUCCUCAUCUACGUGUUCUUCUACAACGGCUCCGAGUGCUGGAUGAACGCCACCUUCCCCACCAUCAACAUCCUCAUCUGCGCCCUCUUCUCCCUCGCCUCCAUCCACUCUCGCGUCCAAGAGGCCCACCCCAACCGCGGCACGGGCCUGCUCCAGUCGGGGGUCGUCACGCUCUACUGCACCUACCUGGUCUAUAGCGCCGUCAGCAGCGAGCCGAACAGCGGCAGCUUCCAGUGCAACCCGUUCGACAACAUGGGCGGCUCGGUCUCGUCGGUGCUCACGGGCGCCGCGUUCACCAUCGUCGCCGUGUGCUGGUCCACCAUUCGCAUGUCCACCAAGGGCAACGACCUCCUCGAGGGCGGCUCCGGCGCCACCACCGACUCCUCCAUUCAGGCCGCCGAAGAGGGCGACAAGCUGCUGCCGGAGCUGAAUGACGAGAACAUUCCCGGCUCGGACUCGCACCACGACGACGACCACCACGAGGGCAAGGUCGAGGACGACGAGAAGGACGAGGUGGCCUACAACUACAGCUUUUUCCACAUCACCUUCAUGCUGGGCGUCAUGUACGUAUACAUGAUCAUGACCGACUGGCAGAUCGUCAGCGGAGCCAGCCACUCUGACGACUUCAAGGUGGACCACGGCUUCACGGCGGUGUGGGUCAAGCUGUCGACUUCGUGGCUCGCCGCGCUGCUGUACAUCUGGACCCUCAUCGCGCCCAUUGUUCUGCCCGGCCGCGACUGGAACUAG
Molecule: messenger RNA, 1290 nt
Organism: Acanthamoeba castellanii str. Neff
Lineage: Eukaryota; Discosea; Longamoebia; Acanthamoebidae
Product: serine incorporator 3, putative
Exons: 7
Coding region: 1-1290 (429 amino acids)
Cellular component (GO): membrane
Source: RefSeq, a predicted model, not a curated record